This is a messenger RNA of Vicia faba (fava bean), 495 nucleotides long. The record is from the annotation of a GenBank genome assembly. NCBI's taxonomy places the organism in Eukaryota, Viridiplantae, Streptophyta, Magnoliopsida, Fabales, Fabaceae.
AUGGCAGAUUGGGUUGUUUUGAAGAACAAAACCAGUAGCUCUGGUGAGAGAGAGGAUCAAGACUUUGAUGAAGAAGAUGUUGUUUGGGGUGAUUAUCACUCUAAGGAUAAGGAUUUUUCUUCUGGUUCUGGUUCAGGUUCAUCUGCAUGGACAUUGCCAAGAAAAAAUAUUCCAAAGGGCAAUGCAUUACUACUAUCUGAUGUUGUUUCUGAUGACCCUUUUGUGAAAGGCUCAUCAUCAUCAUCAUCAUCAGCACCUAUGAACAUUCCUGAUUGGUCUAAAGUUUAUGGUAAGAAUUGCAAGAAAGGUGAUUUGCAUGGUUAUGAUGAUGAAGAGGGUGAUAUGGUUCCUCCACAUGAAUGGAUUGCUAGGAAGCUUGCAAGGACUCAGAUUUCAUCUUUUUCUGUGUGUGAAGGGAUGGGAAGGACACUCAAAGGAAGAGAUCUUAGCAAAGUUAGGAAUGCUAUUUUGACCAAAACUGGCUUCAUUGAGUAG